Molecule: messenger RNA, 3080 nt
Organism: Armigeres subalbatus
Lineage: Eukaryota; Metazoa; Arthropoda; Insecta; Diptera; Culicidae
Product: ATP-binding cassette sub-family G member 1
Exons: 7
Coding region: 465-2564 (699 amino acids)
Biological process (GO): transmembrane transport
Cellular component (GO): membrane
Molecular function (GO): ABC-type transporter activity; ATP binding; ATP hydrolysis activity
Source: RefSeq, a predicted model, not a curated record
AUUCAGUCGUUCUUUGGACAGCAGUGUCUACAGGCUGUUCUGGGGCCGCGUUCCGCGAACUUCGAGAUACAAGUUAAGGGCACCAAACCGGACCAGAAGGUCGUGACGUGAGUGCGCUUAGAGUAGUAGACUUGGAUGAGUCAAGUGACUUUGAACGCGAGGAAAGUUCUGUUCUAAGGAUUACUGAGACACGUCGUCAUCGUUUCUAUUCUAAACUAGGGGUGUUCAGACAGUGUCUUCGUUUGAGUUUCAGAAGUGUGCCUUAUCGCUGAUUGUGAAUAAUUGCGAUUCUUGCCAUUGGUGUUGCUGACACGGAUAUGCAGAGAGUCGUUGUCCAUGCAAAUAGUAAACGAAUGAAUGUGUAAACAGAGCAGUUGUGUGUUACGUAGAGUCAUACCAAUAAUUACCCUUUGAAUGAGGUGAUAGAAAGCACAGAACGAAGCAAGUGAACGAAAGAAAAAACCAUGUCGGAAGCAAACGAAAGCAGCAGUAGCAGUGUCACUAAUAAUCUACUCGACGACAACAGGAAAAAUGGCGCCGUCCGAGUGCAGAUUGUUCCGUCCCAGCCGAAAACCCUGUCGCAUCUACCGACGCGGCCAGCCGUGGAUCUGGCCUUCCACAAUCUCACCUACCGGGUCAAGGAAGGACGGCGAAACAAUGUGAAAACCAUUCUGAAGGAGGUAAGCGGCAAGCUUCGUUCCGGCGAACUGACGGCCAUCAUGGGACCUUCGGGAGCUGGCAAGAGUACGCUGCUAAACAUCCUCACCGGUUACAAGACCACAAACAUCGAAGGUUCCAUCACCAUGAAUGGAAAGGAACGUAACCUGAGCCAGUUCCGCAAGCUGUCGGCCUACAUUAUGCAGGACAAUCAGCUGCACGCCAAUUUGACCGUUCAGGAAGCGAUGCACGUUGCUGCCAGUCUCAAGCUGAGCCAAAAAGUGGAGAAAACCGAGAAGUUGCAUGUGAUCAAGGAAAUCCUGGAAACUCUCGGCCUGGAUGAGCACCGUGCCACCCUAACUAGGAAUCUCUCCGGAGGACAGCAGAAGCGUCUCUCGAUUGCACUCGAAUUGGUCAACAAUCCCCCAAUAAUGUUCUUCGACGAACCAACAUCCGGUCUGGAUAGCUCGACCUGUUUCCAGUGCGUCAGCUUGUUGAAAUUCCUAGCACGGGGUGGCCGAACGAUCAUCUGCACCAUUCAUCAACCGUCGGCUCGGUUGUUCGAAAUGUUCGAUCAGCUUUAUACCCUUGCCGAUGGUCAGUGCGUGUACCAGGGUAACACCAAACAGUUGGUGCCCUUCCUGGGAACGCUCGAUCUGGAGUGCCCGUCGUACCACAACCCGGCCAGCUACAUCAUUGAAGUAGCUUGCGGUGAACACGGAGACCACACGCGCAAACUUGUGAAUGCCAUCGACAAUGGCAAACGAGACGUCCGGGGCGAACUGGACUUCCCAGCGCUGAAAAACAAGAAGAACGAAAAUGGAAACGCAAACGCCAAUCUGAAAUCCAACUACGAUAAGCUCAAUGGCAACAGCAACAAAUACGCCGAUAAUUUGAACCUGGGAGGUAAUGGUCUGCUGCCGUCUUCGAUGGUGAACGACAUUGCCAAGCAAACCACCACCGAAACUAUUAAGAUCAACGUGGAACCGGAAAAGGAACCCGAGGUGAACACCGCUCUAUUGCCGAUCGAUGGACAGCUGGACGCUGGACUCUCACCGGAGCGGUACCCAACUUCGGAGUUCCAUCAGUUCUGGGUUGUGCUGAAGCGAACGUUGCUUUUCAGUAGACGUGAUUGGACACUUAUGUAUCUCCGUUUGUUCGCUCACAUCCUAGUUGGAUUCUUAAUCGGUGCAUUAUACUACGAUAUCGGAAACGAUGGCGCCAAGGUGUUGAGUAACCUCGGAUUCUUGUUCUUCAACAUGCUGUUCCUGAUGUACACUUCGAUGACGAUUACGAUUUUGUCCUUCCCUCUCGAGAUGCCCGUCUUGCUAAAGGAAAACUUUAAUCGAUGGUAUUCUCUUCGGUCGUACUACCUUGCGAUUACGGUGUCAGACAUUCCAUUCCAGGCAAUUUUCUGCAUAUUCUACGUGUCAAUCGUGUACUACUUCACGUCGCAACCACUCGAGUGGUUCCGCUUCGCAAUGUUCUUGGGUUCCUGUUUGCUGAUUUCGUUCGUAGCCCAAAGUGUCGGUCUGGUGGUCGGCGCCGCUAUGAACGUACAAAACGGCGUGUUCCUGGCUCCGGUGAUGUCCGUUCCGUUCCUGCUGUUCUCCGGAUUCUUCGUGUCGUUCGACGCCAUUCCAAUCUACCUGCGGUGGAUUACCUAUCUGUCCUACAUCCGGUACGGUUUCGAGGGAACUGCCCUGGCCACCUAUUCGUACGGUCGCGAGAAACUCAAGUGUCACCAGGUGUAUUGCCACUUCAAAUCGCCGACAACUACGCUCGAGGAGCUGGAUAUGCUCGACGCAAACUUCACUCUGGAUAUUGUAGCUCUGGUAAUCAUUUUUGUAGUUCUGAGAGUCGCCGCAUUCCUGUUCCUGCGAUGGAAGCUCAAAACUACCAGAUAAGUUAUGGCCUAACACAGAUCAGCUUUACAGAAAAGCAAUGUUAUUUUUUAUGAUUUUUUUUGUUCAAUAUUAUACAAAGUUAUAAGAAGAUUAGUUAUUAGUGAAGGGGAUUAGAAUAAUCUUACACCAAAACAUUGUGAUGACGGGAGCAAUAAAUGAACCAAUUUUGUGACGAAGAUUGGUGAAAUGACCUAAGAUAGCUAUUUUCUACCAAUAAAUAAUGGACAAAACAGCAUAAAUAUAUGCGCAUCAGGAAACUAUAUGAGGCUGUGCUUCAACUAGAAAUUUGAAAUGCAAAAUUCAACUAUAUUGGGUAUCAAGAAAAAACAAAGUUUACACAUUUUCAAAUACUAACAAUGUCAAUGGAAUAAGGACUUUGAAUAUAUUAGAACAGUUAUGAUAUUAUUGAAAAGGAGCUUAUUCAGUAGAACCUUUUGUAAUGUUUUACAACAAACCUUUGAAAGUACCAAUUGUGAUAGCAUUUUGAAUGGAAAAAAUAAACGGAGUAAUACCCUA